AUGGCCACAUCUGUGUUGAUAGUCUGCCUUGGGAACAUCUGCCGUUCUCCCAUGGGCGAAGCUGUUCUAAGACAUACAGCUCAGGAGCGAGGAAUUGAGAUGGUUGUCGACAGUGCAGGAACAGCCGCAUACCAUGUCGGAGAAGAUCCAGAUGAUAGAACAGUUGAGGUGUGCAGAAGACACAAAGUUCCAAUAGAGCACUCAGCUCGUCAAGUCGUACAGAAAGACUUCAGUGAAUUCGAUUAUAUCCUGGCGGCCGACGAGUCAAAUCUCUACAACUUGCAGAGGAAAGCUCCAAAGGGUUGUAAAGCACAGGUCCGUUUAUGGGGUUCCUACCUAGAUGACAAGCCCAUUGCAGAUCCCUAUUAUGGCGGACUGCACGGUUUUGAGCAAGUGUUUCGACAAUGUCGUGACCUUUCGAAUGCGUUCUUAGAUGCUAUCACCGAGAAGAAGUCGGAAUCGUCGUAG
Molecule: messenger RNA, 468 nt
Organism: Fomitiporia mediterranea MF3/22
Lineage: Eukaryota; Fungi; Basidiomycota; Agaricomycetes; Hymenochaetales; Hymenochaetaceae
Product: phosphotyrosine protein phosphatase
Exons: 7
Coding region: 1-468 (155 amino acids)
Biological process (GO): protein dephosphorylation
Cellular component (GO): cytoplasm
Molecular function (GO): acid phosphatase activity; non-membrane spanning protein tyrosine phosphatase activity
Source: RefSeq, a predicted model, not a curated record